This is a messenger RNA of Cyphellophora attinorum, 1602 nucleotides long. RefSeq names its product putative glucose transporter rco-3. Gene Ontology annotation, biological process: carbohydrate transport; transmembrane transport. The record is from RefSeq and is a predicted model, not a curated record. The transcript is spliced from 3 exons. NCBI's taxonomy places the organism in Eukaryota, Fungi, Ascomycota, Eurotiomycetes, Chaetothyriales, Cyphellophoraceae. Gene Ontology annotation, cellular component: membrane. The coding region runs from base 1 to 1602 and encodes 533 amino acids. Gene Ontology annotation, molecular function: carbohydrate:proton symporter activity.
AUGCCUUUCCUCAACAAGCCAGCAGAUAUGGCUGGCAGCGCCAUGCCAGCCAUCCUGAUCGGCUCCUUCGUCGCCUUCGGUGGUGUGCUCUUCGGCUAUGACACUGGUACGAUUGGUGGCAUUCUUGCAAUGAAGUACUGGAAGGACCACUUCUCGACUGGCUAUCGCGAUGAUAAGGGUGAUCUCAAUGUUGAUGCUAAUCAGACGUCUGAGAUUGUGUCUAUCCUGUCUGCUGGCACGUUCUUCGGCGCGCUACUCAGUGCACCGGUGGCGGACUUCUUUGGAAGACGACUGGCGAUGAUCAUUAAUACUUGUGUUUUCACUGUUGGUGUCAUUCUGCAGACAGCGGCCACUCACAUCCCACUGUUCGUCGCUGGUCGAUUUUUCGCUGGAUUAGGUGUCGGCCUGCUCUCCGCCACGAUACCACUCUAUCAGUCAGAGACAGCACCGAAGUGGAUUCGAGGUGCUAUCGUCGGUUGUUAUCAGUGGGCCAUCACCAUCGGUCUCCUUCUCGCCGCCAUCGUCAACAAUGCGACCAAGGACAGGAACGACACUGGGUCUUAUCGAAUCCCAGUCGCCGUCCAAUUCGCUUGGGCGAUUGUCCUGUGGGUUGGAAUGGCUAUCUUGCCAGAAACUCCUCGCUUCCUGAUCAAAAAGGGAGACCAUGCAGGUGCAGCUAAAUCUCUAUCUCGCCUUCGACGACUUGACAUUGACCAUCCGGCGCUUGUUGAGGAGCUGGCUGAGGUUCGUGCCAAUCAUGAGUACGAGAUGUCCAUCGGCACUGCUAGCUACUUUGCUCUCUUCAAGAAGCCGAUUCGCAAGCGACUCUUCACGGGCAUGGCUCUACAGGCUCUUCAGCAGCUUACUGGUGUCAACUUCAUCUUCUACUACGGUACAGCUUACUUUCAGAAUUCUGGCAUCUCGAACCCAUUCAUCGUUUCGGUCAUUACGUCCGUGGUGAAUAUCUCUUCGACGGUACCUGGUCUCUACCUUGUUGAGAAGUGGGGUCGCCGCCCUCUAUUGAUGUUCGGUGCUGUCGGCAUGUCCAUCUCGCAGCUCAUUGUGGCCUCCGUGGGUACUGCUCUGCCCGACAAUACCUCGGCCAAUAAGGCUCUUAUCGCCUUUGUCUGCAUCUACAUCUUUUUCUUCGCAUGCUCCUGGGGACCCUGCGCGUGGGUUGUUACUGGAGAGAUCUUCCCACUCAAGGCUCGCGCCCGCGGCCUCUCAAUCACGACAGCGUCCAACUGGCUCCUAAAUUGGGCCAUCGCCUACGCCACACCAUACAUGGUGAACGCUGGACCCGGCAACGCCAACCUACAAUCCAAGGUGUUCUUCAUCUGGGGCGGCUUCUGCUGCAUCUGCAUGGCCUUUGUGUACUUCUGCAUCUACGAGACAAAAGGUCUUAGUCUGGAGCAGGUCGACGAAUUGUACGCCAAGGUUCCCAAGGCGUGGCAGUCCAAGGGAUUCCAGCCGACGGUCAACUUCACGGAAGUCAAUGAGCUUGCUGCUGGUGACGGCAGGCGCGCUACCCUGGCCGAUCUUGAGCAGGAGGCUGGACGCAGGAAGAGCACUGUUGGCCAUGUCGAGUAUGAGAAGCAUUGA